AUGACUGCAACAGGUGCCCCUAGCGGAGGAUCCAGUGCAGGUUACGGCGGACAAGCACCGCAUCGAUCUUAUGAAGAGCGAGCUGCGGCAAGGGAACAAAUGAUGAACAACAUACGGGAGACUUCACAGCAAGACCGCCGUGUCUAUGUCGGCAAUCUUUCUUACGAUGUGAAAUGGCAUCAUCUUAAAGAUUUUAUGAGACAGGCUGGAGAGGUGCUCUUUGCUGAUGUGCUCCUUCUCCCCAAUGGAAUGUCGAAGGGAUGCGGAAUUGUGGAAUAUGCAACGAGAGAGCAGGCUCAGCAAGCCGUUGCUCAAUUGAGCAACCAGAACCUGAUGGGACGCCUGGUUUACGUCCGAGAGGAUCGUGAAGCUGAGCCACGAUUUAUCGGUGCCACCGGAGGCAACCGCGGUGGGGUUAGUGGAGGAAUGUCAGGCGGCUUUAACAACCAAGGCGGCUAUGGCGGUCCUCCUGGCGCCGGCGGCCGACAAAUCUACGUGGCUAAUCUUCCAUUCAACAUCGGGUGGCAGGAUCUGAAGGAUCUUUUCCGACAAGCUGCGCGUGUGGGCGGCGUUAUUCGCGCUGAUGUACACCUCGGGCCUGACGGCCGUCCCAAAGGCUCUGGUAUCGUUGUAUUUGAGAAUCCUGACGAUGCUCGAAAUGCUAUUCAGCAAUUCAAUGGGUAUGACUGGCAAGGACGAAUGCUUGAGGUCCGUGAAGACCGAUAUGCUGGUUCUGGCGGGAUGGGCUUCUCUGGACGUGGGGGUUAUGGCGGCGGUAUGAGAGGCGGAUUCAGCGGCGGGUUCGGUCGUGGAGGUUAUGGGGGCGGUCGUGGAGGCUUCGGUUUCGGCGGUCGCGGAGGCUUCUCUGGUGGUGGAGGCAACUUCGAUGCCUCGGCCGCUGCUGCAGUCCCCCCGAACCCUUUCACAGACGGCGCUACCGCCGGGACAGAGAAGGGCGAGACAAUCUACGUCCGAAAUCUUCCAUGGUCCACGAGCAACGACGAUCUGGUGGAUUUGUUCACCACAAUUGGUAAGGUGGAACAGGCCGAAAUACAGUACGAACCUAGUGGUCGGUCCAGAGGCACAGGUGUGGUUCGUUUCGAUACUGCAGAGACUGCAGAGACUGCGAUUGCCAAGUUCCAGGGCUAUCAAUACGGCGGCCGUCCGCUCAACUUGAGUUUUGUAAAGUAUCUCAAUCAGCCCAGUGGCGACAGCAUGGAAACCGGCACACAUGGUGGCUUGACGCAAGACCAGAUUAUGUAG
This is a messenger RNA of Metarhizium album ARSEF 1941, 1263 nucleotides long. Its product is annotated as RNP domain protein. Gene Ontology annotation, cellular component: cytoplasm; nucleus. Gene Ontology annotation, molecular function: mRNA binding. The transcript is spliced from 8 exons. The coding region runs from base 1 to 1263 and encodes 420 amino acids. The record is from RefSeq and is a predicted model, not a curated record. Lineage: Eukaryota; Fungi; Ascomycota; Sordariomycetes; Hypocreales; Clavicipitaceae.